AUGUCACAAAUCGGAGAUCGAUCGUGCCUGCCGCCUGCUGUCACACCGAGAACUGGGCUUCCCACGGACGUUCCACGGCCCACGAACCGUAUGUACCUAGUACGGCCACCUAACGGGCUUGCCCCUGACGAAGAGACGGGGAUGCUGCCAUUCAGUUACCUCUCAUCACCUGACAACAAGUCGCUGCACGGCAGUUGGCUUUUGGGAAUUGAGUGGCCGCUCAACUGGCCGCUCGCCUUUUUCGGUGUCGGUCAGGAGCAGUCGAUUAAUCUUCCCCAGGUGCGGCUAGGAAUCUCGAAGAUCCCUGACAGAAACAGGACGUGGAAGGUAACUAAUCAGUCGCAGGGUAUUCGCCGCUUUCGUGCAUCCUGA
This is a messenger RNA of Chaetomium globosum CBS 148.51, 372 nucleotides long. RefSeq lists its product as uncharacterized. NCBI's taxonomy places the organism in Eukaryota, Fungi, Ascomycota, Sordariomycetes, Sordariales, Chaetomiaceae. Bases 1 to 372 code for a protein of 123 amino acids. The record is from RefSeq and is a predicted model, not a curated record. The transcript has 2 exons.